This is a messenger RNA of Pectinophora gossypiella (pink bollworm), 11079 nucleotides long. RefSeq names its product protein furry (gene fry). The record is from RefSeq and is a predicted model, not a curated record. The coding region runs from base 253 to 9414 and encodes 3053 amino acids. Gene Ontology annotation, biological process: neuron projection development; cell morphogenesis. The transcript is spliced from 59 exons. Gene Ontology annotation, cellular component: site of polarized growth; cell cortex. NCBI's taxonomy places the organism in Eukaryota, Metazoa, Arthropoda, Insecta, Lepidoptera, Gelechiidae.
UGUCAAACGUAAAUAAUUUGUUGCGAGAUUCUGUUACAUGUGAAGAAAAUAUAACUUACUUUUGUUUUUGUGUAUUUUAUUUUGAGAUAAUUGUCGAUUAUCGUUUUAGAGCAAGUGUAUUUAAGGAUGAUGUCAUCAAAGAAAUACUUUUCAUCAACGAUUUAGAUGGUUUUCAGGAUGGUGUCUUCUUCAUAUGCGUAUGAGUCAAACAAUGUGAUUUAAGUCACAGAAGAAGAUAAAUCAGUGAUCAAGAUGAUGACAUCCGAGGAGUCUGAUUCAUUGAGCACUGUGCCUUCAGAUGGACACCCGGAAGAUAUGUCAGAAGACGCCCCAUCAUCAAUGGUAUCGAGUGAAGCAGAGUCAGAGGGCAGCAUGCUCUCUGAGCCCCCUCGACAGGACCAUGUGGACUCUCCUUCAACAAACAACUGUGAUGGUGCUGCUAUCACUGACCAAACUCCUACAAUUCAAGACAAAGCACCAGUUACAACAUCUAAUGACUGGAGAAGUAUUGGGAACACUUCAUCUUCUUUAGUGUCAACUAGAGGGUCAAUGCUACCAUGGGGCUCUCACAAAGGUCCUGUAGUACCACCAUUAGAUUCAGAAUUGCGUCCUGGUGAAUAUGUGAUGAGGUUAUUAUUCACGGAGUUCACCGUACAAGCUGAAAGGAAGAUGGAAGCAGUGAUGGCUGAACCACAGGAAAAGCCACUGAAUAAAACAUUACAACGUGGUGAAGACCCUCAAUUAGACCAAAUAUUAUCAGCAUUUGGCACAGUUGCCGAACAUUGCCUUCCAUCUCUUCUACGUGCUUUAUUCGGCUGGUUAGAAAGACAAAUGGCCGAUUCGCCUCAGUUGAGUGAACAAGCAAAGAAACCACACCAGGACCUCAGGAACAAAAGCAUAAUCUACAUAGUGUCAGGCAGCGGCGCGGGCACUGAAACCGUAGAACGCAGUUGCGAAGAGCUGCAAGCCGAGCGACGAGACCUGGCAGUAGAGUUCCUGUUUUGCCUCGCACUUAUUGAAGUUCUGAAGCAGCUGCCUUUUCAUCCAGGACAUGAGGAUUUGGUGCAAUAUAUAGAAAAUGUAGCCUUCAAGCGAUUUAAUUAUAAGGAAGGAUUACAGUCCAACCCUAAUGCCGCUAAUGUUCACAUAAUAGCUGAUCUGUACGCGGAAGUAAUUGGCGUGCUCGCACAAUCACGUUUCGCAUCAGUUCGAAAGCGUUUCACUGCCGAACUCAAGGAACUCAAGAGCCGUGAGCCGUCACCUCACACGACGCAAAGUAUCAUUUCUCUUCUAAUGGGCAUGAAGUUCUUUCGAGUGAAAAUGGUCCCUAUUGAAGAAUUCGAGGCAUCCUUCCAAUUCCUUCAAGAAUGUGCGCAAUAUUUCUUAGAAGUCAAAGACAAGGACAUAAGGCAUGCUCUAGCCGGACUGUUUGUGGAAAUAUUAGUGCCUGUUGCAGCGACAGUAAAAAACGAAGUUAACGUGCCGUGUCUAAAGAACUUCGUAGAAAUGUUAUACAGCCAUACACUAGACGCAAGCACCAAAUCCAAGCAUCGCCUCGCACUAUUCCCAUUAGUUACCUGCUUACUUUGCGUAUCACAAAAGCAGUUCUUUCUGGCGAACUGGCACUGUUUCUUAGCAAUGUGUCUUUCGCACCUGAAGAAUAGAGACCCAAAGAUGUGCAGAGUAGCAUUAGAAUCUCUUUACCGACUUCUAUGGGUGUAUAUGAUAAGAAUCAAGUGUGAAAGUAACUCUGCGACUCAAUCAAGACUGCAAAGUAUUGUCAAUUCACUAUUUCCUAAAGGUUCUAAAGGUGUGGUACCCAGAGAUACUCCUCUAAACAUUUUCGUUAAAAUAAUACAAUUCAUAGCGCAAGAGCGAUUGGAUUUUGCUAUGAGAGAGAUAGUAUUUGAUUUACUCAUGGUAGGAAGGCCGAUCAAAAUCAUACUGACGCCAGAAAGGAUGUCUAUAGGCUUGCGAGCAUUUUUAGUUGUGGCUGACAGCCUACAACAGAAAGAAGGAGAGCCACCAAUGCCUCGGACAUCAGGAACGUUACCGUCUGGGAACACAUUGAGAGUUAAGAAAACUUUUUUAAAUAAAAUGCUGACAGAUGAAACGGCUAGAUCUAUUGGAAUGAGCGCGUAUUUUCCUUAUGUUCGGAGAGUGUUAGUAGAAAUAUUAAGAGCAUUAGAUGCUCAUUAUGGAAGACCAUUAAUGUUGACGAAUACACAAAAUGUAACUAAAGAACAAGAAAUCAACACUGGAGAGAGAAAACCGAGAAUAGAUCUAUUUAGAACAUGCGUUGCUGCCAUACCAAGAUUGAUCCCUGAAGGAAUGAGCUCGAAUGAGUUAGUGGACUUGUUGUGUCGUCUAACUGUGCACAUGGAUGAGGAAUUACGAGGGCUCUCGUUCCAGAGCCUUCAAACCCUGAUAGUAGACUUUCCAGAAUGGAGACAGGAUGUUUUAGCUGGAUUUACACAGUUUCUAGCUAAGGAAGUUCAGGACACGUCACCUCAAUUAGUAGAGAAUGGACUUCGUAUGCUCCUACAACUCAUCACGAGUUGGAAAAACGGCGAGCCUGCGGCCACGAGUUCCCCGCCCAAAGUGGAGCCCCUGGCUUCGGUGAUUCGAGGGGCAGAGGCGUUGGGUCUUGUGAUGCUCUGCCAGUGCAAAGCGUACCCGCGCCGCCUAGCAGUACAUAUCCUAAGGGAAACGAAGUAUUUGUUAGAGAAGCUGCAGCUGACUCGGGAAGAGCCCGCCUUAAUAGACGCUGCCGACGCCCAGGUGCCUUACUUUGCCGAGAAGUGCCUUCCACUACUGCCGCCGGCUGAGAAGCAAGCGAUCCUCGCAGCCGGACAGCCGGACCUCGUGUGGAUCGCCGAGCGCACACACGCAGUCUGGACUGCGGGUAUCCAGCAUGACGAAACUUCAAUUAAAAACAGUUGGAGUGGUAGUGCAUCUAAUGCAGUCGAUCCUUGGGAAGUGGUGCUAUUCGGCUUGCUGGAGCGUAGUCGCGUGCCUGCUCGAUGCCCCGCGACUGUUCUCCAAGCGUGGCCGAUACUUCAUGCUAGAAUACACGCCCUCUACACUAUUAUAGAACCAGCACCUGUAAACGACAACCGCGCCUCACUCCUCUCCCGCGGCCCUGCAUUGCCGAGGAAGCCAGAAAAGGAACGAGAUGGUUACAUGCAGGUGUGGAGAUACUACAUGACUAUGGCCUACUUGGUGGUCCCAGCAGUGCCAAGUCCUGUGAUUCGCUGCGCUAGUCCUGACCUAAGCCUCAGCACUGAAGCGGAGGGAUGGCUGGGCCUGGCUGCCCUCAGUUCGUCGAGCGAGAGCCUCAACGCGCCCGGGGGGUUCUUCACGCUGCCCUUGAGCUAUGCGCGCGCGCACAGACAACACAAACGGACGAGUUCGUCUCCGGAUUCGCUGAGCGAGCGCAGCGGUGGGGAGGCGCGCAGUGCGCAGGCGUCGCCAGGGUCUCUUCACAAGCUGGCGGUACCGCUGGCUCGCUGCGAGGUGCCGGAAGUGCGCGACGCCGCCAUUGCAGCCGCCGGAUUUAUCAACCCUGACGCUCUCAAAGAUUUGAUGGAAGAACUGGUCCCACUACUGAGGGAGGCGGUGGACCGUAAACAAGAAAAUAUGCGCCGGCGACGGCGCCGUGACGCCUUAAGGCUAAACCUCAACAAAAUGCUGCUAUUCAUCGCGCAGAAGAAAACUUUUUCGAACAGUACGUUUGCGGUGGAAGGAGGCAGCCUGCACCCGACUCUGACAGAGUACCUGGAUGGCGCGCGGCAGUGCCUCGAGGUGGAGGCGGAGAAGGACGCGCCGGCCGCGCGCGAACAGCGACUCACCUUCGCCGACUUCGUCACUGAGCUCAUCAAGAGCUUCCCUCUGGAGACGUAUGGUUCGUUGAUGAAGAAGGAGCUGUGCCGCAAUCUAUUCUGCCUGUUCUCCGGCUGGUGCGGGCCUCUGGCGAAGCACCUCGGGACCCUCGUGCCACAACCCACGCCGGAGGUGGACGAACGACUUAACCUAUCCGCUCUAAGGGCAAUGAGCGCGCUGUUGUGCUGCGGCCCAUGCUUCGCACCCGCCGCGCUAGCUGAAGAUGGGUCCCUCUAUCCUUGGCUCAGUGAGAUGCUAUCCUCAACUAAUGACAAGGUAUACGAGCUAGCGCGGGAGACUAUCGUUCUCCUCCUGGAUUGCAACCCCGACAUCGGUCCACUGUUAGACUGGACCGUGGACAAGUGCUUCACGGGCACGCCACGCGUCGCCGACGGGUGCUUCAUGGCCCUAGCAACGAUAUUCAGUGCAAGGGAGUACCCGUGCGACCACUACACGGCGAUCAUCAACGUGACGCUGAUGUGCACGGGCUGCCCGCGCGCACCCGUCCACGAGAGCGCGCUGCAACUACUGCAACUGCUUGACAAACGCUUCUUCGGCACCGUCGGCCCGCUGCCCGCUGAUGAUGACACUGCAGGGUCGGACAAGGGGCGUGGCACGCUCGACGCGCUGCUCUGCACCACCUACUGCCGCUCGCAGCUGUAUCUCUCCAGACAACUGUCACAGCUGCACCCGGAACUCACCAUGCCCAUGUUCUCAGAGAUCACGGCGAGGUUCCAGACGGCGCGCACCGAGGUCCGACAGCUGCUGCUGCAGUACCUGUUACCCUGGCUGGUCAACAUCGAGCUCGUUGACCCCAACGUGCCGCCUGCCAACCCGCUCUCCUACAUACAGUACUACGCAACGGAAGCCGGUAGAAGCGCUCGCCGCGAAGGUCUCGGCUCAGCUGAAGCCACGGAGAUGGUGCUCAACAAUCUGUUUUAUAUUACUGCUAAGUUUUCCGACAACCACCCUAAAGAAAUUGAAGAGCUUUGGUCGACCCUCUGCGCGUGCUGGCCUAACAAUCUGAAGGUCAUCAUUCGCUACCUCGUCAUCGUGUCCGGGAUGGCGCCGAACGAACUGCUACCCUAUGCCAAACGCGUGGUGCUGUACCUGGCGCGCUCGCGUCCCGAGCGGCUGCUGGACGAGAUGAUGACGGAGCUGCAGACGGUCGAGACCCUCAACUGCCUCAUAGAACGCACCGAGACUCCGCCAUUCUACCGCCUCACCUCUAUGAGGAAGGCCACCUCCGGACACAGCGACGGGCCGGGGACUGGAUCACAUGACGCGACUGGCCGGCCUGGUGAACUCGCGCCUGUUGAGAAAGGCACGAUCCACACCAAGAGGCACAGCGGAGAGGACCCUGCCAAGGCCAGUGGCGCGAAAGCUCCGGAAACUCCUAGUGGCCGCGGUCCGGACAAACGCAUCUCUGCUCCAGCGUGCCCAACGCCCCCCGCCGACGAAGACGCACCACCCCCCUCCGACGGCGACGCCACCCCCACGGGCGUGUGCCCCGAGUCAGCGGCGACGCCGACGGGCGGCGCGCCGCCGCUGCCGACCGAGCCCCGCGUGGACGUGUCGCACCCGCGCCCGCUGCCCAUGCCCGAGUACGGGGGCUUCUUCGCGCGCCUCUCCGAGUACCUGCCCGACACCAGCCAGCCUGUCUCCGGCUUCCAUAGAUGCAACGUGGCGGUGAUGUUGCUGUGCGACGUGGUGCUGGACGGCGUCGAGCUGGACUGGUCCAUCCACGUGCCCCUCAUGCUGCACAUCGUAUUUCUUGGCAUGGACCACACCAGGUGGAUAGUGCACCAGCACUGCCGGCAGCUGCUGCUGAACUUGCUGGUGGCGGUGGCAGCGCACCACGACCACCUCACCGUGGCGCGGAUCCUGCUCGCUAGCCGCUCCGCACACCUAGGUCUUGGGAUCUCAUCCUCUGCUUUGCCUCUCGUGUCUCACAACUUUACAGAACCGGAUGCGGCGUUCGACAACCACGUGAACUGCGCCCACUCGCCGCGAGCACAUGCUCGCUCGCUAAGCUCCGACCCGCAAGUUACACCAGAAGGUGAGGGCGACAACUAUCCGUCGCUGCCCGUGAUAGUGACGGGCGAAGCGGAGACGGAGACAACUCCGGAGCCGGCCCCGGACGCCACCGGACCGGCCGAGAUGCCCGUUGCUGACGUCAUCAAGUCACUCGUGCACUUCCUCGCCAACCGCCCCACACACAUGCCCUUAUGGCAGUAUGAAGACAUCACUGCUAAAGUGUGGACUCUACGCAGCUGCCAGCAGAUGUCGACACUGCUCCGACAUGUGUUGCGUGUGUUCCGCGAGUCGCUGCCGCACGCGCUGGUCUCGGAGAGGUGGGCACAGACCGCGCUGCAGCUUGGCCUCUCCUGCCCCAGCCGCCACUACGCUGGCCGCUCGCUACAGGUGUUCCGCUUCAUAGGCGUAGCGAUGACCGGCCGCAUGGUGUCCGACAUACUGUCUCGCCUGGUGGAGACAGUUGCCGAGCAGGGAGAAGACAUGCAAGGCUACGUGACGGAGCUACUACUCACCCUGGAAGCGGCAGUCGACUCACUAGAAUCCAACUUUAGGCCGCUCGACUACAUGCGCGAUAUAUUCAAGUCUACACCGAAUCUGAACAACAAGGAUGGUCAGCAAGUCAAUGGGAGUGCCUACUCGGCUGGUAAACGGUCUCCCGGCGUCUGUGUCGGUUGUGUCACGAACCAUACUCGCAGCACGAGCUAUUCCGUGUCUUAUUGCGUUAGGAAAAACGCACCGCCGUCGUCGGCUGAGAAACAACAACACGAUCCCCGGACUAGACCGUGUAGCGAAGCUGCAAAAGGGAUUUGUUCGAAUCUGUGCAGAUCCAGGUCUGCGCAGUCGCUGAAACUACUUGGAGACACCGCUACACAGGUCACUGACGACAAGCUGACGAUCCUGGCGACGUUGUUCUGGGUGGGUGCGUCGCUGUUGGAGUCGGACUACGAGCACGAGUUCUUGUUAGGAGUACGUCUGCUGGCUCGUGUCAUGGCGCGGCUACCUCUCGACCGGCCCGACGCGCGCGAGCGGCUCGACCGCACGCAGGCCCACACCUCGCCCUCCUUGCACGCUCUGCUACUCAAGGGCUGCACUCACCCGAACACGUAUGAGCCGGUGGUGGGCGUGCUGGCGGAUAUGAUCCCACUGUUGGAGCUGCCGGUCAUUGACCCCACGCAAUCGCUGGCAUUCCCCAUGACGGUGGUGGCGCUGUUGCCGUACAUGCUGCUGCACUAUGAAGACGCGAAUGAACUCUGCGUGCGCGCCGCCUGCCACAUCGCACAGUUCACCGCAGAGAAGAGCAAGAAGCUGGAAAACCUGGGCACGGUGAUGACGCUGUACUCGCGGCGCACCUUCAGCAAGGAGAGCUUCCAGUGGACCAAGUGCGUCGUCAAGUAUCUCUGGGACACCUACUCGCACCUCUCGCUGCAGAUGCUCGCCUUCCUCGUCGAGGUGCUCGAGAAGGGUGCAACGAACCUGCAGCUGCCGGUGCUGUCGAUCCUGCACUGCAUGUUGUACUACGUGGAGCUGAACGCGCCGGCCGCGCACCCGGUCAACGCGGACCUGCUGCGGGUCGUCGCUAAGUUCAUCGACGUCAGUCUACACACUACACACCUCUCCACUCUACCUAACGACGGAAACAACUACAGAGAAGCUAUGAAGAUCCUAAAACUGGUGGUGACGCGGUGUUCCACGUUAGUUGUACCACCGUAUUGGGACAGCCACGCGUCUUCCAUAUUAGAUACAGAACUUCACGGCAAAAAGGAGUUACCGGGACGUACAAUGGAUUUCACAUUUGACCUUUCCCAAACGCCUGUGAUUGGUCGGAAGUAUUUACCCAAGACAAGCGGAAGCCAGCCAACCACCGGGCCUAAUUCUUUGUCCAAUGCAUCCACUUCCACGCCCGACAAAGCAGGGUCUUCGACGUCGGCGUCUGGGUCAGCGUCGACGGUGGUGGGCCCCGAGACGAGCAACAACAACAGCACGCUGCCGCAGAGCGCCGCCUCGCCGCGGCGGUCGCUCUCGCUGUCGCCUGCCGACGCGCUCGCCGCCGGCUGGAAGCGGCCCUGGAUGUCACAGAGUCGUGUUCGAGAGUGCCUUGUGAAUCUUCUGACAACGUGCGGCCAAAGAGUCGGUUUACCCAAAAGCCCAUCUGUGAUCUUCAGCCAAAGUUCGGAGUUGCUAGAGCGGGAGUCGUCGAUGGCAUCGUCCCUGGAGGAAGUGUCGGGUACUCCCGGCAACGAGCCCUCCGGGGGCGCCCCGCCCACUGACCACUUCGGAGUGUUCAAGGACUUUGAUUUCCUCGAAUACGAAAGCGAAAGUAUUGAGGGCGAGAGUUCUGACAACUUCAACUGGGGCGUGCGCCGGCGGCUGUUGAGCGAGGAGAGAGAUGAAAGCCACGGUCUGGAGCGCAGCCCACCACGGCAGGCGCGCAAGCCCGAUAACCAGCUUGCUAGCAAACCUCAAAGUACCCACGAGGACUCGUCAGACGAGGAAGCAGGGUGGGAGGAGGGUGCGGGCGGCAGCCGCGGCGAGGGCGACGUGGGCCCCACCCACGACCUUGCGCUGCGCCCGCGCACGCACUCAUUCUCCAGCGCCUCCAGCGGGGAACAAGAUGGAGACCGCGGGGACGUGACGCCGGUGCCGGGCGCGGGGCCGGUGCUGCGCGACGCGUGGCGCACCUCGGUCGCCGCGCUGCUGCGGCACGCCACGCACAUGCAGCCGCUCGCACUCGUACACCGGCUGCACACUGUUCUUAAGGAGGUGACAUCGAAGACGGUGUCGUUAUGCGCGGAGGGGGCGUUCACGAGCGGCGGCGCGGCGGAGCUGUCAGCGGUGCUGGAGCGACUGGGCGCGGAGGAGCCGCCGCUGUUGUGGGUGGGCCCGGCUGCCGCCGACUGUGCACGCGUGCGCGACGCUGUCAGAUACGCCGCGCUCGAGAUCAACGAACAUCUCGAGACAUACUUCGAUAGGCGUGAACACGCGCUUGAGACACUAGAACUUUCAAGAGGAUCGAGCGAAGAAGUGGGGCGGUGCCUGUACAAGCUUAUUUUCCAAUUGCUGCUUUUAUUGGAGACUAACAAUAAAAUGGUCGUAGCCGUCUACAGUGCCGCUCUUGACAACAGGGGUGUGGAGAUGAGCGCGGCCGUAUGCGCAGUCCGCAACGCACUGUCGGCCAGCGCGGGCGACUCGUGGAGCGAACACUCGCCGGCGCCGCACGAUGACGCGCGCCUGCUGAACCUUAUGCAGCGACAGAGGUGGGGCGCCGCGCUAGCACUGGUGCGCGAGCGCAACGCUGAACGCAUUCUGGAACGAGGCGAGCUGCCGGAAGAUGACGUCACUAGCUUGUUGCACGUGUACUGCAAAGGACUUGCCCAGGCGCAUCCUGAUAUGGUCGCUAUAACACGGCCGGUGAACGAGCUGUCACAGAAUCUAUCCUUCAUGAUGGAGAGCCUGUACAAGGUGUCGGUGGCGCUCCAGCGACAGGAGUUUGGCUGAUCUCACGCCUUCUCGCCGCCGCUUCUGCACCAAAGCAUCGUCUAUAUCUAACAUAAAGGUACAAUUCAUCUGCAGAGGCGCGUCGAGACUCAUGCGGCACUAGUUUCUCUAUGUAACAUUUAUACAUAGUAGUGAUUGUUCAAUUAAAAAUCCCAACAUCUACAGUUUUAAAUACAAGCCAAAUAGAUUGUUUAAAAUUCAAAAUUAAAACAAAUUAUAUUUUAAAUUUUGAGCAAUUAACCCAAUUUAGGUGCAAAUUAAAUAUACUUUAAAAUCUAAUAUUGUAUUGAUUUACAGUCACUACUUGUUUAAGUUUACUAAUUAGAACAAAUUCUUCGUAAUGUUUAACUAUAAUUUUAACUUAGAUUACUAAAUACGUAUUCGAGCGCUCGGACGCGCCUCUGCGGCCAUGGAUCUUACCCAAGAGCUUCUAUCAGAUUGUGCUGUCAAAGUGCCGGUUAGACUAACCAAAAAUUAGUCACAUAUUAAGCAUAGUAUAAAAAGUCUGUAAUUUCAUUUUAAAACGCUUAGAUAUAAUAGGAAAUACUAAUUUAUUAAAUAAUGGCUUCACACUUUGAAGAAAUAUCACGUAGACUCGCUGCAUCAGUUUAAUAAUUACCAUGUAGUAACAUAAAAUAUCAAAAGUAAUUUUAGUUUGUGGUUACCUCAUGCUGUUUCCUAAUUACAUAAUAAUGAUAUAAAUCUGUUGCAGCUUGAUUGCUACUUUAGCAACCAUGACAUUACACGAGCAUAUUAUAACGAUUCUGUUACGCUUAAUUAAGCACUAGCUUCCCAUUUUAUCCCACUGACGUUAACAGCAAUAACAUUGAUAGAGUAUACGUAUAGCUAUAUAGUUAUAUAAAUCAUGUUCAUAGUUAACUAAUAGUCUUUAAUAAAGUUAUAGAGAGUUAUUAUAGAAUAACGCAAGAGUGUGCCUACGCCUGGAAUACUAUUCAUAUUUAGAGUAUGCAAAUGUAGACCUAAGUGGCAUUAACUAAUUUAGAUCUAAUAACAAAUCAUGUAUUUACAUGGAAAAUUAACCUGCUUAUUUAUUGACGUACUGAUAUAGUUUUCAAAUCUCUGAUCUCAAAUAGAGUAUUGACUGCGUCACCCGAUAUGUUUGAACCACGUCGUGUGCGGUUUAUUAUAACCCCUAAAGCUCAGUGCACACGGAGGCGGUACCGGGAACUUUUCAAUUGACGAUUUGAUAUGCACGCGUUCACACUAAUCCAACAAGCAUGGAUUCAUACAAACUGCCACUUUCCGGGUCAGAACGUUACCAAUACCGACUUUGUUUGCAAUGAGCUUGAAGGGAGAACUGGAUUCUAAAAUACAAAAAUAUAGACUGUUCGAGUACUUUUCAUAUAACUUGAUAACAUAUUACUUUGCAAACUUUACAAAUAAUCUAUAAUUCACUUUUUAAAUACAUGUCUGCACUUUCCUUUAAUGUUUUAAUGAUUUUUACUAGAACUUAAACCAUGAAUUUGCAUAAUCACAUUUGAUUUAAUGUAAUCGUAAUGUACUCAACCAUUGUUUGUGAUAUUAUUGUCUUUUGUGUAUUAAUGACAAUAUUUAUUUUUUAAUUAAUUUAGUUUUGUCAUGUAUGUUAAUUUUCUUUCGCGUAUUGUUCUUUUAAUGGAAUUUGUAACAAGUUGUACAUGUACG